UUUUCAAAGUCUGUACCAGCUUGUUACAGAACUGGUGAAGCUGAAGUGAAAGAACAAAGAAUCAAAAGUACACAGAGAUUAUUGUUCUACUGAAGAAGAGUUUGGUUUGUAGAUAAUUCAGUUUCCUAGUGAGCGAUAGGUUAUAAACGGACGAGAUGGUGAGCUUGUGCAACACUGUGGAUACCUCCCACCAGGACAUGAUCCACGAUGCUCAGCUGGAUUAUUAUGGAAAGAAAUUGGCAACGUGCUCGUCUGAUCGCAGCGUCAAGAUUCUGGACGUUAGUGGUGGUAACCAGCGUGUGAUAGCAGACUUGACUGGCCAUCAAGGUCCAGUCUGGCAAGUGGCAUGGGCACAUCCGUCCUUUGGCAACGUGCUCGCUUCUUGUUCAUAUGACCAUAAGGUGAUAAUAUGGCAAGAAGGACCUAAUUCUAGAUGGCAGAAGCUCUAUGAAUAUGACAAGCAUGUUUCCUCAGUAAAUUCAGUUUGUUGGGCACCACAUGAAUGGGGAAUGGUACUAGCAUGCGGCUCAUCAGAUGGCAAUAUCUCGAUCCUAACAUAUGCCGAUAAUGAAUGGGAUACUUAUCUGAUCAAGAAUGCACAUGCAGUUGGUUGCAAUGCUGUCAGUUGGGCACCAGCCACAGCACCAUUGACAGUGGCUGGUCAGAGCGCCUCUCCGUCUGUCAAGCGACUAGUGUCUGGCGGGUGUGACAACCUGGUGAAGAUCUGGUGUGCGGAGAGUGGUCAAUGGACGGAAGAACACAGCCUACCACAGCACACUGACUGGAUCCGCGACUGUGCCUGGGCCCCCACUAUUGGACAACCAUCUCUAACCAUUGCCAGCUGUUCACAGGACCAGCAGGUGAUCAUCUGGACCAAGGAUGAUUCUCCUGGCAGUGCAUGGCAAGGAAAGGUAAUGCACAAAUUUGAUGACACACCGUGGCAUGUCAGCUGGUCAAUCACUGGUGAUGUGCUGGCUGUCUCGUCUGGCGACAAUAAGGUUACCCUCUGGAAGGAAUCAUUUGGUGCCAGUGGUUUGGUGUGGACACAGCUAAGCGAGGUUUAGGCAUGCUAGCGGGUGUCUAGUGUCGGAACGAUUACACGAUUUUUGAUUGAUCUACACCGCUGUAUUUAUGCUGAGCCUGUGUGUGUGCGCGCAUGUGUGUGUGGUGUGUGUGUGCGUGUUUCCCAUGAAGAGUGCGGUGCCUGCGUGCGUGUGUGUGCAGAGUAUAGUGUUUGUUUUGCUGUAAUUCCGCAUCUGUAUGUGAUGUCCGUACCUUAUUCCUAGCUAUUUUAUGCUUUAUGCUUAUAGUGAACAAUGCCACUCUAACAAGACAGCUGCUCUUCUCCUCUCAGUAAUUCUUCACCUGACGACUGUAUAAAUAAGCUCCUCUCAUUAGCGUUUAUUUUUUUAUUUCUUCAAAAAUGACUGUACAAAACUAUUCAUGUA
This is a messenger RNA of Sycon ciliatum, 1448 nucleotides long. RefSeq names its product protein SEC13 homolog. NCBI's taxonomy places the organism in Eukaryota, Metazoa, Porifera, Calcarea, Leucosolenida, Sycettidae. Gene Ontology annotation, cellular component: COPII vesicle coat; nuclear pore outer ring. The coding region runs from base 156 to 1064 and encodes 302 amino acids. The record is from RefSeq and is a predicted model, not a curated record. Gene Ontology annotation, molecular function: structural molecule activity; protein binding. Gene Ontology annotation, biological process: COPII-coated vesicle budding; positive regulation of TOR signaling; protein import into nucleus. The transcript has 12 exons.